AUCUAUAUGUAUUUUUUAGCCGAAGCGUAACUGUGAAAAUAUUAUAAUCCCCAUGGUGUAAACCACUUUAUGCUUUAAUAUUUGCUCCCUUUACAGAACUCUUCGCAUGUUUGCAUAUAGUUACGUAAAGACGGUUGCGCUGCUACGUUAGUGUCACUUUGACCAGCAUGAGAUGCACGCUACCUGCAUAUUUGCUAGGAUGUGUCAGUUUAUUGCAUAGAAAUCCUCAGACUUAUGCGUCUGUGGCAGUGGGUCAACAAAGCGUUUUUGCAUUGAAUCUCUGCAGGAAAUCAACGAGUCACAGUAGAAGCAUGGACCUGAGUGACAUGAGGAAGAAAUACAAAGGAGAUGAGGACUGCUUUGAGGAAAGUCAUCUCGCAUCUAUGGACCCCAUUAAGCAAUUUGGAAACUGGUUUGAUGAGGCCACGAAGUGCCCUGACAUCGGAGAGCCCAAUGCUAUGUGCAUCGCCACUGCCACCACAGAUGGACGUCCAUCUGCUCGGAUGGUUCUGCUGAAAGGUUACAGCAACGAAGGUUUUCGUUUCUUUACAAACUAUGAGAGCCGAAAGGGUUCUGAACUGGAGAGCAAUCCCUAUGCAAGCCUCCUCUUCUACUGGGAUCCCCUUAACAGACAGAUUCGCAUUGAGGGCACUGUGGAGCGGAUCUCCCGUCAGAGCUCCUGUGAAUACUUCCACUCCCGACCAAGGAGCAGCCAGAUUGGUGCUGUCGUGAGCCGACAGAGCACUCCUGUUCCUAACAGAGACUAUCUAAGGCAGAAAUAUGAAGAACUGGAGGAGAAGUACAAGGACACAGAGGUGCCUAUGCCUGACUACUGGGGCGGCUAUAUCAUCAAGCCUUGCCUGAUCGAGUUCUGGCAGGGUCAGACUAACAGGCUUCACGACCGCAUCGUCUUCACCAAGCCAAAGGACGGGGAGUCUGAGCUGGGAAAGUUUCAGCACGCUGCAGAGGGGGGCUGGGUGUACCAGCGCCUGGCUCCAUGAGAAAAUUCAUCUAGAAUAUGAACUUAGCUUUGAUAAAAAUCCACCAUUUUGAAAUAACACCUCAUCUAUAAAAUGGAAACCAUGUGAUGUGUAGGUGCAGCUGUGUGUAGGAUCACUGUGUUCACUUUGAACCUAACCACGAAAAAGUUCCUGAUGUCAGCAGUUUUACACAUUUGUCAGCAGUAACCAUGGAUAACUAAAUAUACAACUACAAAUCUCUCCUGGUAUAAGGAAAUGGAUAAACACUAUGUGUAUGUAGUGGCACUGGAGAUAAAGUGAUUUGUGCCA
This is a messenger RNA of Monopterus albus (swamp eel), 1289 nucleotides long. RefSeq names its product pyridoxamine 5'-phosphate oxidase (gene pnpo). Gene Ontology annotation, biological process: pyridoxine biosynthetic process; pyridoxal 5'-phosphate biosynthetic process. The coding region runs from base 168 to 1001 and encodes 277 amino acids. The record is from RefSeq and is a predicted model, not a curated record. The transcript is spliced from 7 exons. Lineage: Eukaryota; Metazoa; Chordata; Actinopteri; Synbranchiformes; Synbranchidae. Gene Ontology annotation, molecular function: FMN binding; pyridoxamine phosphate oxidase activity.